Molecule: messenger RNA, 4835 nt
Organism: Macaca mulatta (Rhesus monkey)
Lineage: Eukaryota; Metazoa; Chordata; Mammalia; Primates; Cercopithecidae
Gene: AP2A1
Product: adaptor related protein complex 2 subunit alpha 1
Biological process (GO): intracellular protein transport; clathrin-dependent endocytosis
Cellular component (GO): membrane coat; AP-2 adaptor complex
Molecular function (GO): clathrin-cargo adaptor activity
Source: RefSeq, marked provisional
GCCAGCCAGCCCUCCCCGCGGCCGGCUGGGCUCCUUGGCGCUGCCUGGGGUCCUUUCCGCCCGGUCCCCGCUUGCCAGCCCCCGCUGCUGUGUGCCCUGUCCGGCCAGGCCUGGAGCCGACACCACCGCCAUCAUGCCGGCCGUGUCCAAGGGCGAUGGGAUGCGGGGGCUCGCUGUGUUCAUCUCCGACAUCCGGAACUGUAAGAGCAAAGAGGCGGAGAUUAAGAGAAUUAACAAGGAACUGGCCAACAUCCGCUCCAAGUUCAAAGGAGACAAAGCCUUGGAUGGCUACAGUAAGAAAAAAUACGUAUGUAAACUGCUUUUCAUCUUCCUGCUUGGCCAUGACAUUGACUUUGGGCACAUGGAGGCUGUGAACCUGUUGAGUUCCAAUAAAUACACAGAGAAGCAAAUAGGUUACCUGUUCAUUUCUGUGCUGGUGAACUCGAACUCGGAGCUGAUCCGCCUCAUCAACAACGCCAUCAAGAAUGACCUGGCCAGCCGCAACCCCACCUUCAUGUGCCUGGCCCUGCACUGCAUCGCCAACGUGGGCAGCCGGGAGAUGGGUGAGGCCUUUGCCGCUGACAUCCCCCGCAUCCUGGUGGCCGGGGACAGCAUGGACAGCGUCAAGCAGAGUGCGGCCCUGUGCCUCCUGCGACUCUACAAGGCCUCGCCUGACCUGGUGCCCAUGGGCGAGUGGACGGCACGCGUGGUACACCUGCUCAAUGACCAGCACAUGGGCGUGGUCACGGCUGCUGUCAGCCUCAUCACCUGUCUCUGCAAGAAGAACCCAGACGACUUCAAGACGUGCAUCUCCCUGGCUGUGUCGCGCCUCAGCCGGAUUGUCUCCUCAGCCUCCACCGACCUCCAGGACUAUACCUACUACUUCGUCCCAGCGCCCUGGCUCUCGGUGAAGCUCCUGCGGCUGCUGCAGUGCUACCCGCCUCCAGAGGAUGCGGCCGUGAAGGGGCGGCUGGUGGAAUGUCUGGAGACUGUGCUCAACAAGGCCCAGGAGCCCCCCAAAUCCAAGAAGGUGCAGCACUCCAACGCCAAGAACGCCAUCCUCUUCGAGACCAUCAGCCUUAUCAUCCACUAUGACAGUGAGCCCAACCUCCUGGUGCGGGCCUGCAACCAGCUGGGCCAGUUCCUGCAGCACCGGGAGACCAACCUGCGCUACCUGGCCCUGGAGAGCAUGUGCACGCUGGCCAGUUCCGAGUUCUCCCACGAAGCCGUCAAGACGCACAUUGACACCGUCAUCAAUGCCCUCAAGACGGAGCGGGACGUCAGCGUGCGGCAGCGGGCAGCUGACCUCCUCUACGCCAUGUGUGACCGGAGCAAUGCCAAGCAGAUCGUGUCGGAGAUGCUGCGGUACCUGGAAACGGCCGACUAUGCCAUCCGCGAGGAGAUCGUCCUGAAGGUGGCCAUCCUGGCUGAGAAGUACGCCGUGGACUACAGCUGGUAUGUGGACACCAUCCUCAACCUCAUCCGCAUCGCGGGCGACUACGUGAGUGAAGAGGUGUGGUACCGUGUGCUACAGAUCGUCACCAACCGUGAUGACGUCCAGGGCUACGCCGCCAAGACGGUCUUUGAGGCGCUCCAGGCCCCUGCCUGUCAUGAGAACAUGGUGAAGGUUGGCGGCUACAUCCUUGGGGAGUUUGGGAACCUGAUUGCUGGGGACCCCCGCUCCAGCCCCCCGGUGCAGUUCUCCCUGCUCCACUCCAAGUUCCACCUGUGCAGCGUGGCGACGCGGGCGCUGCUGCUGUCCACCUACAUCAAGUUCAUCAACCUCUUCCCCGAGACCAAGGCCACCAUCCAGGCCGUGCUGCGGGCCGGCUCCCAGCUGCGCAAUGCUGACGUGGAGCUGCAGCAGCGAGCCGUGGAGUACCUCACCCUCAGCUCGGUGGCCAGCACCGACGUCCUGGCUACGGUGCUGGAGGAGAUGCCGCCCUUCCCCGAGCGCGAGUCGUCCAUCCUGGCCAAGCUGAAACGCAAGAAGGGGCCAGGGGCUGGCAGUGCCCUGGAUGAUGGCCGGAGGGACCCAAGCAGCAACGACAUCAAUGGGGGCGUAGAGCCCACCCCCAGCACUGUGUCGACGCCCUCGCCCUCCGCCGACCUCCUGGGGCUGCGGGCAGCCCCUCCCCCGGCAGCACCCCCGGCUUCUGCAGGGGCAGGGAACCUCCUGGUGGACGUCUUCGAUGGCCCGGCCGCCCAGCCCAGCCUGGGGCCCACCCCCGAGGAGGCCUUCCUCAGCCCAGGUCCUGAAGACAUUGGCCCUCCCAUUCCGGAAGCCGAUGAAUUGCUGAAUAAGUUUGUGUGUAAGAACAACGGGGUUCUGUUCGAGAACCAGCUGCUGCAGAUCGGAGUCAAGUCAGAGUUCCGGCAGAAUCUAGGCCGCAUGUAUCUCUUCUAUGGCAACAAGACCUUACAGUUCCAGAACUCACCCACUGUGGUCCACGGAGACCUCCAGACUCAGCUGGCUGUGCAGACCAAGCGCGUGGCGGCGCAGGUGGAUGGCGGCGCGCAGGUGCAGCAGGUGCUCAAUAUUGAGUGUCUGCGGGACUUCCUGACGCCCCCGCUGCUGUCCGUGCGCUUCCGGUACGGUGGCACCCCCCAGGCCCUCACCCUGAAGCUCCCAGUGACCAUCAACAAGUUCUUCCAGCCCACAGAGAUGGCGGCCCAGGAUUUCUUCCAGCGCUGGAAGCAGCUGAGCCUCCCUCAACAGGAGGCGCAGAAAAUCUUCAAAGCCAACCACCCCAUGGACGCAGAAGUUACUAAGGCCAAGCUUCUGGGAUUUGGCUCUGCUCUCCUGGACAAUGUGGACCCCAACCCUGAGAACUUCGUGGGGGCAGGGAUCAUCCAGACUAAAGCCCUGCAGGUGGGCUGUCUGCUCCGGCUGGAACCCAACGCCCAGGCCCAGAUGUAUCGGCUGACCCUGCGCACCAGCAAGGAGCCCGUCUCCCGUCACCUGUGUGAGCUGCUGGCACAGCAGUUCUGAGCCCUGGACUCUGCCCCCGGGGAUGUGGCCGGCACUGGGCAGCCCCUUGGACUGAGGCAGCUUUGGUGGAUGGGGGACCUCCACUGGUGACAGAGAAGACGCCAGGGGUUGGGGGAUGCCUGGGACCUUCCUCCGGCCUUUUGUAUGUUUAUUGUUGUUCAUCUGCUGCUGUUUACAUUCUGGGGGUUAGGGGGAGCCCCCUCCCUCCCUUCCCCCCUCCCAAGCACAGAGGGGAGAGGGGCAAGGAAAGUGGAUGCCUCCUCCCCUCCCACCCCACCCUGUUGUAGCCCCUCCUACCCCCUCCCCAUCCAGGGGCUGUGUAUUAUUGUGAGCGAAUAAACAGAGAGACGCUAACAGCCCCAUGUCUGUGUCCAUCACCCACUGCUAGGUAGUCAAAGAAGUGGGGUGAGGGCAUGCAGAGUGUGGGUGGCUAGGCUUCGCAGCCCAUGGCUGGGACUCUGGGGAGACAGCAGCAGCAGCAGCCGCCGAACCCCCAGCUGCAGGGCCACCAGACGCACUCCUUUGCCUGGUUCCUCAGUCCCCAACACCAGGUAGCAGGCUCUGGGCAGCUGGGCCUGGUAGACCUCAUCUUCUGUCUUCCCUGGUGGCCCUGGCUCUGGUGGGAAGUGCGUGGAGGUGACCAGGGUAUAGAAGUUUCGGAGGAGGCGCCGGCGCUGUUCUGGUGAAGGCUCUUUAUCCCCCAAGGGCUCCACGGUGAAGAGGCAGCGUUUCAGUUCCAGGUGGAGGAGCAGCAGCCCGAGGAUGUCUGUGUGAAGGGGGAAGCCACUGGGCAGCGCUCGGGGUCCCAGCGGCAGACAGGCCCGCAACGGGUCCAGCAGUGGCUGCCAGCAGCGCUCCAGAAGCUGUGGAUACAACUGGCUGAGGGGUGGGCUUGGCCCGCAGAGUAGACACAGCUCCAGGCUCGGCAGCAGUGUCAGGGUCAGGAGCCGGUGUGGGACCGUGGGGCUCCCGUGCGGCAGGUACACCGGGUAGUCGCGAGCGGUCUGCGGCGGCAGGGACCCCACCAGCCAGGGGAGCAGCACGGCCUCGGGCGUCCCCAGCCGCCACCAACCUUCCGUUGCUGCCACCACCCGGCCCGACACCACCAGACUGACGAAUGCCGUGCCCGUGGCCUCCGCGAACCCGGAGAGGGCUUCCUGCAAGAGGGACCCCUCUGGAGGAAUCACACAGUCCACACACUGGGUCAGGUCCCCGAUGAGCUCCGAGUCCCCUAGGAAGCUGUCGAUGAGGCAGUAGCUGGCCCUCAAGUCCUUCUUCAGUCUCUCCACAUUGCGGAUAUUGGUCAGUUCUUCAAGUCCCACAAGAAGGACCAUGGCUCCAAACACCAUUUGGAGUAGUCUCUCCAGCCUCAGCUCAGAGAUGCCCUCCUCAGAUGACAGAACAAUGAGGGUAAUGCUGUCAUGGAAGCUUUUCCACACCACAGUCGUGUUGUCGGUCUUCGCAGAGCUCAGCUGCACCUCCAGAUUCUGCCCAAACAUAUGGACUCCAUUGAGGGAACCGAUGACAGAGAACGGGAGCUGCUGACGGGCGGGGGCGCCGCCGCGACUGCUCCUGCAGAACAGGGGAACCCCGCUGGACGCCGCGAGGCACAGCAGAUGAACGGUGCCACCCGUCCCCUCCUCCCCCAUUUAGGACUCCCACCGCGGUCCCUCACGUGGGGACUGUCAGUGCCGGUCUUGGAGCAUGCCGGUAAUCACAGUAACGGCCUGUGGUCCGGAGCCGCCAGAGGGCGAGAUGGGGAGCUGAUUGGAAGAGGAUUAAUUUCCCGCCUUCUUCACCCAACUCAAACAGACCCUUAAACCCCAUUCAGGCACCUCCCCCA